Messenger RNA from Python bivittatus (Burmese python), 13230 nucleotides. The record is from RefSeq and is a predicted model, not a curated record. NCBI's taxonomy places the organism in Eukaryota, Metazoa, Chordata, Lepidosauria, Squamata, Pythonidae.
UUCUAGCGGUAACGUAGUUCUGUCUUUUGAAUAGCCUUUGAGCGACCCCACGGCACGGUGAAAUCAUUCCCAUCGGGUAGUUUUGUGCUUUUUCCAGGGUGGUCAUGAGAUCAGCAGGCAAAAACUGCAGACAUUCUGCUCCUCGUAAAAACGCCACGGUGUUUCCUCCUCCGCUUCGGCGCUAGAAAGUCAAACGGGCCACUUCGUCGCCCAUCAGAAAGUCGAAACGACCCGAAGACGGGGAGAUACUGUGGCGCAAGCAGCCCAAGGCGCCCCUCCCCACUUCCUCCGGUCUUGCCAAGCGGGCAGGCCUUCCCCCCCAGGAAGGGCCGCGCGGGCGGGGUCGGGCGGCGCUGCUGCUUCCCUCGCCGGGGGCUCUUCGCGGAGCGCCUGAGCAGCGGCUGAGGAGCGCCGGUGUGAUGUGGAGUCGGGGCUCGGACGGCCAAAGCGGUGGCGUUUCUCCCCCGGGUCCGAGAGGUCAUGGCGAACGUCAAAGUAGCCGUGCGGGUCCGGCCUCUCAGCAAAAGAGAGCAUGCAGAGGGACGAGGAAUAAUUGUAGAAAUUGAAGAUAGAGUGGCAAAAGUAAAAAAAGUAAAGGCAGACAAUAGGUUUGAAAGUAUUUGGGGCACAAGGGAAAAAGUUGUGGCAUAUGGUUUUGAUUACUGCUAUUGGUCAAUCGAUCCUGAGGAUCCAAAAUAUGCAUCUCAGGAAGUGGUUUUUCAGGACCUUGGUACAAUGGUGUUAUCCAGUGCUUUUAAAGGAUACAAUAUUUGUCUUUUUGCGUAUGGACAGACAGGUUCAGGAAAAACAUAUACCAUGAUGGGAACUCCAGUGAGUUAUAUCCUUGAUUAUGGUCUUUUUUCAAGAGAAGGUGCCUCUUCCAAACAGUCAGCAUCAUGCAGAGUAGAAGUUAGUUUCCUAGAAAUCUAUAAUGAGCAAGUCCGAGACUUAUUAAGGCAGCCAAACCACAAGAAGCCUUAUACACUUCGUGUCCGUGAACACCCCGAGAUGGGUCCGUAUGUACAAGGGCUAUCUCAGCACGUGGUUACGGACUACAGACAAGUAGUUGAACUUCUGGAAGAAGGAAUAGCAAAUAGAAUUACAGCAGCUACCCACGUUCAUGAUGCCAGCAGCAGAUCCCAUGCUAUUUUCACCAUCCAGUUUACUCAAGCUAUACUUGAGAAUAAUCUGCCUUCCGAAACAGCAAGUAAAAUCAAUUUAGUGGAUCUUGCAGGCAGUGAAAAGGCUGAUCCUAGUUACUGCAAACAUCGAAUCACAGAGGGUGCCAACAUUAACAAAUCAUUAGUUACUCUUGGAAUUGUCAUCUCUACUUUAGCUGAAAACACUCAGGUGUUCAGCAGCAGCCAGAGCAUCAGCAGUAUAGCCAGUGAAGUGGACGGUAACCGUAUGGACAGUUACUGUGGACCCAAUAUCAAUAGCUGUAAGCGUCAAGCUUAUAUUCCAUAUCGGGAUUCCAUUCUUACUUGGCUUCUGAAGGAUAGUCUGGGUGGCAAUUCCAAGACCAUAAUGAUUGCAACUAUUUCUCCUGCAAGCUGUUGCUAUAAUGAAACUGUGAACACCUUGCGAUAUGCUUCAAAUGCCAAAAAAAUUAUUAACAAACCUCGGGUAAAUGAGGAUGCAAAUGUGAAACUGAUUAGAGAAUUACAAGAAGAAAUAGAUAGAUUGAAGGUUAUGUUGAUGAGCUUUGAGAUGAUGAAUUCUAGUCCUUCAUGGAGUGAUGACAAAGAAGGAAAUCUUACGGAAUUAGUACUUCAGAAUGAAAUUAAGAUUGACCAGUUGACCAAAGACUGGACAAAUAAAUGGAUUAACAGAAAAGCUAUUAUGGAAGAGUACAGUGUGGAUAUCAACAAGAAAAAAGCUGGAGUGACAAUAGACUCCAGUUUACCUCAUUUAAUGGCCGUGGAUGAUGAUAUCCUUAGUACUGGAGUCGUACUGUAUCAUCUCAGGGAAGGAACAACCAAAAUUGGAAGAAGUGAUUCAAACCAGGAGCAAGAUAUUGUGUUGCAGGGUCAGUGGAUUGAAAGGGACCAUUGUACUGUAGACAAUCGGCAUGGGAUUGUGACUCUGCGGCCUCUUCAGGGAGCACGUUGUGUUGUAAAUGGUCACGAAGUAACUGAUUCUGUUCGUUUAUCACAAGGAGCUGUAGUUAUUCUGGGCAAAGCUCACAAAUUUAGAUUCAACCAUCCUGCUGAAGCUGCCCUUUUAAGGCAGAGGCGUUCGAUCUGUGAAACUUCUUCUGUAGUGAAUUGUAGAUCUCUUGAAUGGCUAGAUCUGGAUGGAGAUUUUCCUUCCCUUUCCUGUAGCUUUUAUCCAGCUGAAGCAGAAAGUAUACAUUCUACAGCUGGCAAUGAAUGCAAGUCUUCUAAAAAGAGCAAUGAACAGAGAAAUUUCGCACAUGAAGAAUGCCAGCCAAAGUUGAAAAACCAUGAGAUUCUUCAAAGCAGGGAAAUUCAACAGCAGCAACAAUAUAUUGAAGAAUUACAGCAGCAGAUCUUGGAUGGGCAGGUCAAAGCUGAGCAAGAACUGGAGCAUGAUCAGGCAGUAAUUGAUCAGCAAAUCAGAGAAAACCAGCAGUGGCUCAUUGAUGAAAAGAAACGUCUGGCUAACCAAGAGCAGCGGGAGUCUGCUGCGCAGACCGAGGUCAAAUCAUAUGCUGAAGCUGGAGUUCAGCAUGAAUCAGAAUUGAAGAUUGGCCCUUCCUUGACACAGCAGAACAAGAAGAAAUUAGUGCAGCUAGAACUUUUACGAAAAUACUCUUUGAAGAAAGCAGAAACGCAUUUAAGUCGGAAGAAGGUUAAACUACAGUUGGAGAAGAUUGUGAAGAAGCAGAAAUUGCUAGAAGCAAAGAAAAAACUGGAACGGUUAGAAGCUACUUGCUGGAUCAGCAAAGACAGUGUGAAAUCUCUGUGGUUCUUGAACCAAGAUACCAGCAUUGAAUCUUGGGAUUGCAAAAGUUCAUGGCCAGGAUCAAAACCAGACUCUUUGCAAUGCCAAAGGAAGACUUGCUUAAAACUUCAGUCACCACAAUCCAGUUUUUUCUUGAAGAGCAAUCCCUCUGAGUUAUCUACCUCAGCACAUAACUACACAUGCUCCAUAAUCAAUCCACCAAGGAAAUCUCUGUCUGCAGAGUACCUUCCCAGAGCAGUCCAAGAACUUUCCAGAAGAAAUAUUCAUGAGGAAAAAGAUGGAUCUUUCCUAGCCCAGGAGCAGCUAAUCAAAAAACAGGACACCUCUUUCAGAAAUAAAGGGAUAGUGGAAAAUAACCAUAAUAAUACAGAAGUCAUUUAUUUUGGUAAACAUAACCAAACAAUGGAGAGAUCAGAUAAUAGCUUAAGACCAACCAGAUCUAAAGCCCAGAUUUCAAAGGCCUGUACUUCUAAUCAUUUUAAGGAAAAGCAUGAACCUGAAACAAAGAAGGAAGGGUCUGAAAUUAAAGAACUAGGAGAAUUAAUUCAGCACUCAGGGGAGGACUUAAAAAAGAAUGCAGCUCAGGAAGCCAGUAAAAAAUUUCAGGUGGAUAAAAGAAAAAAACACCAAAGUUCACUUCCUGGAAAUUCUAUUAAGAAACUUAAAAAAUCAUCAAUACAUGGUAAGCCAUUUCUACAGCAACUGACCCGAACCCCAGAGAACUUUAAAAAAGGUUCAUUGGACAAACAAUCAUUAGAACAGCAUGAAUUCUUAAGGGUAGCACCUUCAGCAAGAAGCCUUAAUAAUCUAAACAGUCAAGUACCACUCUGUCAUGGAAAAAGGAGAUGGCAUAGUGCUGAAGUGCUAAAUGAUAGAAUCUCGAAAACAGGCCCCGAUCUACUGACCAGCUGGCAAGAAGAUGAAGACAUUGAGUUUUCUGACACAGAUAGUACUUAUUCUGUGGAUUCUCUUUCAUGUGCUAAUCCAGAAAUAUUGACAGGACAGUUGAAUCAUCUGGAGGAAUCAGCUCCAAUAGACAUUGUGGAAUUAGAGGGUUCAGAAAGCGAUGACAGCCAAAUGUCACAAGAUUCACUUACAGAAAAAGAAAACAAAACCGAAAGCCAAGAUAUAAAGGAUUUCCCUGAAAUACACCAGGAACCUGUUAAGCUUUGCAAAGACAAUAAUGAUCAGUCUCUCUCACAGUUAACAAACACAUCCACAUCAGGCAAUCUGACUAUCAAUGCGAGAAGCUUUUCUCUGGAUAGCUUAGGUGAUGCUGAUGAGGUGUCAGAUCUUGCAGAAGAAUCUAAAUUAGACUCGUACGAUGAAGUGCCAGCAGAGGUUUUUUGGAAGUUGCGAAACCUGAGGUCAGACUCUGCUGUGAGCAACCCACAGAACAAGUUUGAGAUCUGUAAUGAAACUGUAAGAAAAUCUAGUGCGUUGAGUCUCCAUGCAGGUUCUUUUUAUCUAGAUGCCAGCUCACAGUCUAGUUCUGUUUGUGAUCAAACAUUAAACAAGAUGAAAAUCAGUUUUUCAGAGCAAGGUGACUCGGUAGAUCAAGUGUCACAGAUUGCCGGUGAAAAUCUUCCAGUUUUGACAGAUGCUUGGCUGUCCAACAAUUUGGAAAAUCAAAAGAAUAGACCCAUAAUAACUGUUCCUUCAUCUCAAGACUAUUCAGAAUUUCAGGUUGCUCAGAUGUACCCUGUUAAUAAGUCAAAGUACUGGAUGAAGAAGGAAGAUGUAAGACAAUCAGCUGCUGAAUUAUCAUUUGUUUCUUGCUAUAAAAAACCUCAUCAGAUUUCUCAUGAGCCAAAUAAGAUUGAAAUGCUAAUUUCAUCUACAGCACCAUCAGUACCUUUACCGGAAACGAGGAAACAUCUUGAGGUUGAAGCUCCAGAAGACACAUCAUCAUUUUCUUUUUCAACCAAAAAUACAUCAUUUGGUCAUGUUUCCACAUUUCCUACAAAGCUGCAUUACUGUGAAACUGCCUCUUUACCUACAUCUAAUUGUCAGCAGCCUAAUAGCUUAUCUGAAGCAAGAUCCAUCAGUGAAUGGAAAGAAACAUCCAGCUGUUUGAAACCAGCCUCAGAGUCUGUUUCUUCACUUUAUUCUGAGAUUUUCAGAGAUCAAGAUUUUAAAAAUAACCUCUUAACUUCUGUCCCAAAUGCUCCUAUUUUACAGAAAGAAGGAGUUUAUGUAAAUACCGGUUUUGAAGAAUGUCUCUUUAGAACGAUUGAAAAGGGAGAUGCCAAUUCUGAUUCAGAUAGUAGCAUAAGGGACUCAAAAAUAGUUGAGUUACACCACAUAAAUAAAGUGGCCUUUCACUCCAGGGACCACUUUGCAAUAUUAAUGCAGACCCCUGAAACUGAAAAAGUCAGUAUGCAAGAGCACAGGGAUGUCCUGACAGAAUCUGCCUUAGAGGUUCCCUUAUUUAGAGAAGUGGAGGAAGAAGUACCUCGAGGUGAAGAAUGGGAUUCAGAAAAUAAAUAUACAUUUCAGACAAAAGGCUUAACGAGGGAUUCCCCUCCAAGCUUAAAAGUUGAUUGUUCUGGAAGUAAAGUGAGUCAGAAAGCUUUGCCAACUUUUCACGCUGAAAAUAUGAUGGAGAAGAGCAGCGAGGGGGACAACUGUAACAUGAAUUCUGCUUCCAAGCAAGGAACAGCUUCAUCUGUUUCUGUGGAUUUUGUGAUUGACAAAUCAGUGCAUUCCAAUGUAGAUGUAAAUGAGAAAAAAACUGAUGCUUCACUUGAGUGUUCUUGCAAAAUAAGUGAAAAAUUCACUCCUCAAUUCAAUUCAGAUAUGUGUUAUGAAAACAUUCCUAGAACUAAGGAUGUUUGUGAGAUGAGAUCUUCUUUCAUGGAAAAUAAUAGCAAUCUCUCAGAUCAGAAACACACUCUUCAUAAAGAGAUAGAUAAUUUUCUUGCGUCUAACUCCCUCAUUCACUCUGGAAAAACCAAAGCUUGUUGCACACCUACAUUAAGAGAGCAGAAAGAACCUCCAGUUUUACAUUAUUUAUUUAAUGAAAAUGAUUGCUUGGGAGCAGGAGGACUGCAUUCUAGUCUAUCCAGAAAUAACACUGGAAAGGACUCUAGAAGCACUUUGGGAGAAGAUGGAAUGUUAUCAGUCACAACUUCUCAACAACUCAGGCUAUAUAUCAAUAAAAUGUCUAAUAAUCUAAAAGAAGAAUCCAGAAAGUUGCCAGAAGAAUCCAAAGUUGCCAGAAGAAUCCCUACAACUUCAGAGAGAAAUCAGGCUGAAUACAAUAGCAAGACUAUAAACUCUGAAGAACUCAAAAAGUUAGUAAUUAGUAUCAAUAAGCUGGAAAGUGAUAUUUUAGAAAUGAAAUGUAGUCAGAGUAAAAGUUUACAGAAUUACUGUACAGUUGAACCUUUAGAAAGUAGGAGAAACUCUGAAAUCUCUCAUUUGAUUCAGGAACCGAACAGUGAUAAUGAGAAAUGUUACAAGAACCAGUCUGUAAUUGUAGCAGUAGAAGAUGAAGAGAAGGUCCAGCUGACUGAUUCUAGUGAAAAAGAUCAGACUGCAUCAAAGCUGGCAAUGAAGUGUGAGAAUAAUACCCACAUACCCAAUGUUAAUCAUAAUAAAGUCCAAGAAAAUGAAAAACAAAGCAUUUGUCCUGCAGACAUAAAAGAAAGCUCUAAAAGCACAGUAGAGUUUCCUGACACACAUGAACAACCAGUUAAAAAUGAUAUCAGUACAGAAAAUAUCCAUGGUUCUGAACCAUCAGUGACUGCAGUAACCAUGAAGUAUGGGCAAGAUACUAAUUUAAACUACAAUAAAGAAGAUAAAAAAAAAUGUAGUAACAAUGAGAUCUAUUCAAAAGAAAUCUUAACAAAAUAUCCUAAUACUAUUCAGGAAGAUAAAGUUGAUGGGGGUAUAAUUUGUUCUCAAAGAGUGGAUAAAGAACAAAGAGAUGCAAGAAAAAAUGAGGGAUGUAAAAAUUCAGAAUUAACUGGGUUACAGCUUGCUGAAAAUACUGCAUUGCUGCAAGAGAAUCAGACUCAGUGUUUUACUAAUUGUGACAACAGUAAUGGAACUAAACUUGAUAUGGCCGAAAUACCAGAAACAUACUUCACUGCUUCUAAAUUGGAAGAACAAGAUGAUGAACUUGAUUUACCUGAAAUACAUCUUAAUAGUAUUGAAACACAUGACGAGAAAGGAUCAGUAAAUCUUUGGAAUCAUAUGAGUGAAGUAUUGAAAGACAAUAAUGAUAGUGCUGAUUUUGGUGAUAAUAAAGGUAUCACUGAGCAGUGUGGAAUUAAAAAAGAACCCAAACAAAUUAGUGAUGUUGAAAGUAUUAAUGCAUCUCAACCUUCCACAGGUUAUUCUCAGAACUCUAUUUCAGAACACUGUGAUACAAAUUUUGUUGGAAACAGUCUUGAUGCUUAUAAAUAUAUACCAAUUCACUGCCUUCCUAAGGAAAAUGGGCCAGUACAUUUAAUAACUCCAGGACAAUUAUGUAUACCUGAGGUUCUAUCUCAAACCAUCAAGGCACAAAACAUGCAUACUUUCAAAGGAGAAAAGAAAGAGAGUAUUUUGAAGAAAAUAGUGGAAAUCCAGAACAGGAUAUCUUCCAAGGUCAAGCUUUACCAACAAACAAAUGCAGUUACUGCUUUUCAGAUAGUGAUGCAGAAUUGCUACCUCACAUGUUUUCAAGGAAUUCACCAAAGAGAUGCACUAGAAAAUACAAAUCAAGAUUAUGGUUUAACUUCAAUCACCGUUAAAAGGUUUUCCCAUGAUCCUGCACAAAGUCCUUUGUUACAAGGAAAAAUUACAAAUGGAGAAAAUAGGAACAGUGAUUUUACUAGAGCAAAUGAUUUGACAAUGACAUUGAGUAAUAAUGUCUGCAAUGAAGUACUUCAGUAUUAUGAAACACAAAUAGAGAAUGAUGUGGAAGCUGGAACACUAUCUCCUGUGGACAAAGAGGAAAUAAAUAAAUCUGUAGAGGAUUUAAUGUUAAAUAAAACUUCAAAUUAUUCUGGAUCUGAGCAGAGUCCUAAUAAAGAGGGCACAUAUUCCAAAUUUAUGGAAUGUAAUAAAUCAUUAGAUUAUGCUUCUGUUGAUGUCGCACAAAACAAAGUUAUCCCUCACAAAAGAUUGGAUUCUUCUGUAAGUCACAAUGUAGGCAAGUUUCAUGAAGAAGGCAAAAAGUCAGACCAAUUGUUAAAUUCAUUCAAUAUACUUCAGAAAGAAAGUGCUACUUUAGGCUUAAUAAUCUCAGAAAAAAUAUUCUCCACUUCAGCAUUCAGAGAUGAGGUAGAAGAAAUGACAUACGCUUCUCAAGAUCGUUUUAAGAAUAGUGUCAGUCAGAAAGAGGUGGAUUCAUUAGUGCAAUAUAAUCAGGAAAAUAAAUGCCUUGUUACCAAGUACAUUGAAAGAGAAUGCAAAUCCAAUAUUGAAAAAUGUAAUGAAUUGGUGGGAUGUCAAGCAGAAACCACAGAAAUUUGUGCAUGCAGAACUUCUCAUGAUUUCUGUAUAGAACAUAACUCUGUAGCAACCUCUGAUGGUGAGAAUCUUUCAGAUAAUUCUGACAAACCCAUGUGGGAAAAUACUAAUUUUAUGGACGACUAUGGUUCAGGAUGUAAUGUGAAUUCUUAUUUGUCUGAUUACUCUGCUAGACACUUGAGCGCAUUAGCUACAGAUGAUAUUUAUUUUGAGGAGAGUAAAUGUCUUAACUCGAAAGUAUCUGAUUUUCCUGUAUCAAGUGCAGAUAAUUAUGCUUUACAUCAACAAGGCAGGAAAAUUGAUAGAGACAGUGAUAGCAUAAAAAACAUUGAAGAGAUCUAUCAGAACGAAGAACAAGAUCAAAAUGAUUUUCCUGAAUGUAUUUGUGACCAAGAAAAUGCAUCUUUACAGUCUGAGAAUUACAUGACUAGGACAGAAACAAAAUUGCCUGAAAGAAACUUGCAUCCUCCUCAACAUUUUAAUCAAAGAAGCAGUUGUGAAACAACAGUACCUCCUAAAUGUUCUAUGGAAGAUUUUUCAGCUUGCACUUUAUUUAAACAUGACAGCACUCUUGAGAUCCCAAAGUCUCAAGAGUGUUCCACAUGUUCUAUAUGUAGUUCAUAUGCCAGCUCACAGCAAGAUGCCUUUCUGGCUUCCAGUUUGUCAGCUACAUUUCAACUCCAAGAAAGUAACUUGCUUUGUCAUCAGGAUUUACCAGAUAUUUGUUGUUCAUCUUCAGAAACAUCUCUUAAGAACAACGUAAGUCACAGUGAGUCUCAGAUAUCUGCUGCUUUAAAUCCUGCUCCAUUAAACUGUCCUUCACUUGUUAUCAAUGAGAUGCAGGAAGGCAAAUGUGAAGAUUCUGAAAUUCGUAACCCGCAGCUGUGUGCUUCAGAAACAGUUCUUUUUCUUGCAAAAGAAAAUGAAUGUCUUCCAUUAUCUCAAAGAAACUCAAUUUUAGAUUGCAAUGGAAUACAUAAUUUUAAGUCUGAAAAAAAAUACCAUGAAGUAGCUGAUUGUCAGGAACCUAGGAAUAUUGUUUUACCACAAAAAGAAUGCUUAGAAGAUAGUGACAAAAGUUUGUAUCACACUUUAAAUACAAAUCUUGACUUACAAAGAGAGCAGAGUACACUACAUUUAAAUAGCAGUGUGGAAUCAAUAAAUAUUCCUACUACAAAAAUAGAUAACCAUCAUACAACUGCAUGUAAGAUGAUGAAGGCUGAGAGAGAGAUUUUGACAUCAGACCAACUAGACAUUUCAAAAAAGAAUGACAGUAUCCCUUCCAGAUAUUUAUCAAUAAAUAACUGUUUAACUUUGCAAGAAGAACCUGCAUCAGCAAUACAUAAGCAUAAAAAUAACAUUUCUACUUCACAGAAUGCAAAGAGAAUGAAAAGAGAUAGACAGUGGCCAGAUUUGCAGAGUCAUAGCUUAUCAGCACCAAUGAUUGCCACAUCUUUUGUUGAAUGUGCUUCAGAAACUUCUGAAGUAGACAUUUCUGCGCAUCCAGCUUCUAAGUCAUUACAAGACUUAAAUAUGAGCAUUGAGCCUCCCUCUCCAACUGGGGAUGACAUGUCCAGUGCUGAAAACUUAUCAAAAUUAAAGACAGAUAAUGUCCCAAUUAAGUAUAAACCCCAAUUUCAAAAGAAAUCUGCUGAAGCCCAUGGAGACUAUAAAGAACAAUCUCAAGAUAUUCCUUCUUCAGAUUCACCCCUGGUUCAUUGCUUAAAAGCUGUUAUUUACUCUACUGGUAAUCCUACAGAUAUAGAAGCAAGCAAAUACUCAAAUAGUAUUACUUCACUGCAUGGUUAUCAUAUGAGCAAAAAUGAAGAACUGAGAUAUCAGUUAGAGGCAACAAAUGAACUGGAUCAAGAGAAUAAUGAUUCCAUGCACUUUAAUUCAAGUGACAUAAACCCUUAUAUUCACCCAUGGCAGCAAGAUGAAUGUUGCAAGAUUGGUUGGAAACAAUAUGUCUUUGGAAGCGCCAGUGAUGUUUCCAGCAAUCCUCCUCCACUGAGGUUGGAUAAUCAAACUGUUACGAGAUGUUCUAGUGUGGACAAUGGCUUGAACUCUCAAAACUCUCCUUUCCAGUCUCAUCUCAGUUCUUAUGCUAAUGCAAGAAUGUUGUCCAGCACCCUUAGUAGCACAGAAGAUCUCCAAAGGUGGGAUGUUGCAAGGGAAGGUUUUGAAUCUACAUAUUCUGAUGGAAAUGGCAAACUUGAUACAAAUAUUUCUCAGGAUGAACUUGAAACCACACCAGAAAAUUGCAUUUCCAGUUGUGAAAAUGUUCUUCCAGAUAUGAGAUGCACUCAACAAUCUGAAAAUACUUCCACACAAGUUGAUGAAAUUGUUCUACUCUACCCUACUAAAGCAGAUUUAUCAUCUAAUAAGCAGCAAGAAAUACUUAUUUGUGAACGAGAAACACAGACAGAAGCUCCAACAAAGCAUAAAAGACAGAAGAGACACCGCAGAAGCUAUACAGACAUAUCUGCAAGAAAACCUGAGCCAAGCAAGAGUUCAUUCCAAGAACCUUCUUCUUGGUCAAGUGUGCAAGACAUUUCCAUGCACCUUUCACAGCUUCUUCACAACACCUCUGAGCUGCUUGGAAAUUUGUCCUUACAAAGAAUAAAAGAUAAUGAACCAAAUUACCAUAAAGCAAUUGAACAGAGAACAAGCUUUGGUAUGUUUGAUCGCUAUACUCAAACAACAGAAGACAUAGGCAUUCAAACUGAUAUUUUAGGACAUCCUCAAAAUACAAUCAAGGACAGACAAAUUAAUGCUAAUAUGAAAAAUGACCUAGUGAAAUCUCAGGAAGUAAAUGUUAUUGUGAAGCUAGUACAUCCAGAUACUAUAACUCUACCUAAGGAAAGAACAUCAGAAAGCAAAGGAAGGAAAUUGUUGAGUAUGCCUGACAUAAGAAGUCAUGAUGUUGAUACUCAAGAACAUUAUUAUAUGCCUCAAUCUACCUUAGGUAUACAUUCCAGUUCUUCUUCAGAAGUGCCUAAAACACCAUUAAAUAUUUCAACAGCACCUGCCUUCAGUAGUCUCAAAGCGUAUCCAGCUGUAUCCUCAUUAUAUAAUUCUAGACUUGAAUCUUCAGCUACUGCAGUUAGUAAUCCUGCUUCUUUGUCUCCCAACUGCUACUUUCAAGAUAAGAAUGCUAUUGAUAAAACUAACAUUCCAGAAGCAAGGGAACUAUAUUGUAAAAAUAACUUGCUGGUUGACCGAGCCUCUUCCCCAAUUUUGAUUCUUAGUGCAAGUCCAGUCAACCAGCAACCUACAUCAGAGAUGUUGACUAAUUUUUCCAAAGCAUUUGCUGGGCAACAGGUGAGAAGUACUGAAAAUUCAGGAACUGGUUCUAAAAAAAAAGACUCAGAUCUACAAUAUAAUAUGAGUUCUUGGGAGCCAUGUGUUGAUACUUCUUCACAUGCUGAGGUGGACAGUGAGUCUACCACACUUAGAGAGAGCAAGGAUAUGCAUAAAAGGUCUGGAAAUGGCUUGGAUGGGAACAUGACCAAAGUGCUUCCCAAAAAAGGUAUUUCAAAACAAAAGCACAGAUUUACCUUUGACACACGUACUGCAGUUCACACCGAAAGACUUUAUCACUCAAGCAGUACUUUAGAACUUUCUAGCCAUGGGGAAUAUGUAAUUGAUGAUCAUGGAGAGACCCUUCCCCCAGAACAUUCAUUUCAUCAGAUACAAACUAUGAGGAGGGCAAGAAACUUCUCAGGAGGAAUCAAAAGUGGAAACUCCAUUAGAAAUUCAGAAUGCUCACCAACUAAAAAGUCUUUACCAACAUCUUUAAAUGAGCAUCAUAUAUCUUCAUACAUAAAAUCUGAUGAGACUCAUGAAUGUGUUCCUGAUUCUUCUUCUCAACCAUGCCAUCAGACCUGGAGAAAUGAGAAGGGUGGCUCUUUUCUCAGGUCAGAAAUGAGUGACAUGCAAGAUGAAGAUGAUGAUGGUGAUGGUGAUGAUACAAAUACAGGAUCUGAUACUGAUAGUGAAUGUAAUACUGAAAUUUUGCUAAAUGGGAACACUUCAUUAGUAAAAGCCCACAGACAUCGAAGCUACAGUCUUCGUGACCUGCCCAUGCACAACAAAUUCAGCAACUGGUGUGGUGUGAAGGGAGCUCCUCACUCUUCUUUAACUAGCCUGACACGGAGUGCUAGUGAUAUCCACAGCCAAACAGAAAGGAAGUCAGUUAACACAAGAGCAACUGAAAUAGAAGAGAGAUCUCUGCUUAGUGAAAGAACAGCCAGAGAGAUUGAAAGACUACGAAGAGAGCGUGCCCAGGUUAUGUCUGGAAUACAUUUAGAUAUGAGUCAGCAACCUCUGACUGUGGAACUCACUGAAGCAAAGCUAACCUAUGGGAUUGGGGAAACUGAUGCACAGCUGAGGAUUCUUCAGAAUGUAGUAGGCGAGGAUGUGACAUCAGUGCCCAUAAAACAGCAGCUUUAUAAACGGCACAAGAAAUCAAUUGAAAUAUUGAGGAAACAGAGAGAAGAGAGACUUCAGUGCUUCAGAAGGAGCCGCAGUCUUAGUCCACAAAAGCAUCUGAGUCUCUUGCAAACCCUGGACAGUAACCAGAGAGAAACAGAUCUCCCCAGCCGACGCCGUGAAUACCUCCAGCAGUUGAGACGAGAUGUUGUAGAAAAUACAAGGGUUCAGGAACCAAAAACCAGGAUCCAGCAUCCUUCAGAGAUUGAACAGUUGCUUCGAGAUUAUCAGAGAGCACAAGAAGAGACCAAAACUGAAAUUGCACGAGCAAGGGACAAGCUCCGCGAAAGAGCUGAGCAAGAAAAGAGGCGCAUUCGAGAACAAAUAUAUUCUCAACUGCAGAAG